Molecule: messenger RNA, 849 nt
Organism: Miscanthus lutarioriparius
Lineage: Eukaryota; Viridiplantae; Streptophyta; Magnoliopsida; Poales; Poaceae
Source: the annotation of a GenBank genome assembly
AUGGCUCUCUGCUUCACUCCUCAAAAUCAUAUGAUGCGUGUGGUAGCCAUAGCAGUGCUGCACCUGCUACAGCUCAUGGCUGUCACACCAGUGCUCCACGCAGCCACCAACAUAGCAUUGCCUGAUUGCAUUAGCAAGUGCGGCGAGGUCAGUGUACCUUACCCGUUCGAUAUUGGCGCUGGUUGCUACCGUGAGGGGUUUCAGCUCACCUGCAACGAGACCUACAACGUCCCUAAGCUCUUUGUGGGCAAUACCAGAGCUGAGGUGCUUGACAUAUCUCUGCAUGAUGGGAAGCUGUACAUUAAUAAUGGUGUCGUCAGUGUGACAGGGAGCAAUAGGUACAGCAUGACAUGGGAGAUCCCUCUUCACAACACCAUCUUCACGGUGUCCUCGGUGUGGAACAACUUCCUCGUCAUGGGUGAGCAUCCUGCAGUAGCCACUGAUGGUUCGUGCUCUGGGGUUGGCUGCUGUGAGGCAUCCAUGCCAGGAGCAGGCAGUUUAUAUUCCAACGAGCUUGCCUCUUUCCAAGCAAGAAACCACAUGAUCAUGGAAGAGCAACCAUUCAAUGCUACUGUGGUCUUAGUGGAGAAACAAUGGCGGGACAAGAACGACCACUCUGUGUUGUUACAGAAGGCGGUCUCAGAUGGCUCCGCCCAGUCAAUGCAGAUAAAGACUGCUGUCAAGUGGAGUUUCAGCAACCUGUCUUGUGCAGAUGCUCAGAGUUCAAGUGAUUAUGGUUGCCGCAGCUACAAUAGUUACUGCCAUGAUCACUGCACUGGCGAAUCAUAUGGGUCCUUUUGCCGUUGCAGCUAUGGAUAUGAGGGCAACCCUUACAUAGUUAAGUUCUAG